Molecule: messenger RNA, 3905 nt
Organism: Fimicolochytrium jonesii
Lineage: Eukaryota; Fungi; Chytridiomycota; Chytridiomycetes; Spizellomycetales; Powellomycetaceae
Product: 7 transmembrane sweet-taste receptor of 3 GCPR-domain-containing protein
Exons: 9
Coding region: 136-3489 (1117 amino acids)
Biological process (GO): G protein-coupled receptor signaling pathway
Cellular component (GO): membrane; G protein-coupled receptor heterodimeric complex
Molecular function (GO): G protein-coupled GABA receptor activity
Source: RefSeq, a predicted model, not a curated record
CUUCACGUUACGUUUGUGAGUUGUUAGAGGAUAACGUCAUACUCGCAAUCAAUCUGACGACUCCUAGUACAAAUACCUUCCAGCCGAGUCGAACCCGCUGUGAAUAUCGUGUGCUCCUGACGAAAAAGCGAAACCAUGAUUUCGCUGCUCGUUACAGCGCUAGCAGCUGCGGCUGUGAUGGCGGCUCGAUCGCCGAUGGAUCUAGGUGGGCCUCGACACCCUCGCAAGUUCCCCGAUAAGUCGGCGAUGUCCUUUAUGAUGUUAUCACCGUACUCGACAAACUUGGUGUACUACAAUGCAAUUUGGGGCGGAUUUAACAGUUCAGCUAAUAUUCUUCAAGUCGACCAUACGGUAAAAGUGGCGACGGACAGCGAUGCAUCCACGUACAUCAAAUUGAUCGAUGCCAACGUGGGCUCGUCGGCUUCGACUUCGCCCACUGGUUUUACCAUGACAAUACAAGACGCUACGGCAUAUGUUGAUGUCCUGAACGACGCCAUGUACAACAAUGGGCCGGUGUUCGUAAGCGCGGGCGGCGGGUCGACGGUGUCCCCCAGCCUGGGGGUUCCGACUCACGUUGGAAUGGAUGACUUUCAGUCAGGGUAUGAGGCAGCAUUGAAGAUGGCAAGCCUAGGCUCGCAGUACGGGAUGUGCAUUCUCCACAGUUCCGGAUCCGCCAGCGCCCAGGCUAGGUGUGCCGGGUGGUUCGCAGGGUAUGCAGGAUAUUACGGUCCGAAUGUGAUGUUCUCCUCCAGCUUUAAUGGCUCCGACCCAACGGCCAACCCAUACGCCAUUGUAUUGUCAUCCUCUUCGGCUACGGCUUCCGCCACUCUUUCCAAAAUCCUCACCACCACGCGCACAGACGUUGAUGCCAUCAUCAUCAGCUCUGGGCAACUGAUGAAUAUCGUUCUGACGAGUAUACAGACGGUCCGAAGUACAUUACCCAGCCGAGUCAUCAGGUUCGGGACGUAUGAUUUCGUCGCUGGGGUCGUGCCAUACAUUGCAUCAAAUCAGAUCACGUUCGCUAUUCACCAGCAAGAGGUCUUUUUGGGGUUUCUCUCUGUAGCGUAUAUGUAUACUUUGGCGGCUGUAAAUGAGACGGCUAUCGCUGGCGCGGCGCAAACGGGUCCGAUCUUCGUGACCAAUUCCAACCUCGGGUUUUAUAACGACACUCUAAAUAACCUUAACAAGAUCCUUGCUGCUCCCAAACCUUACCGCAUAUCCGUAAUCCUCCAUGGGAACGACAGAGACGCGGAAAUGCCAAUUGUAUUACGAGGCAUACAAGACGCCGCCACGGCGUGGGGCUACGCGAUCCAGGAGGAGUAUCACACAUUCUCUGCGACAAGUUCCUUCUCAGCUUCAGUGUUCGAUGGAUAUCUUGUUUCAGUGUUCGCUGGAUGUGGAAGCAACCCUGCGGUCAAUAAACCGUGUCCACAGGGUCUGAUCAUAUCGCGACCGACCGAGGGUUUCCUGGCCGCAGCGAAGGUUUAUGCGGACCAGUACAGCAUUGCUGUCGUCGUCGUCGGCCUCCAGAAAGAAGCGGAUCACACGGCUUUGCAUGAUACCGAUCAACGUUUUUUCGAAGUGGGUGCGAACGAUUGGGAACUCGGUUACACCGCAGCCAAAUAUUUGUACGCUACAGGGUCCCGCAACCCGCUCUGCUUUUACCAUGACGGAUUCGUCAGCAGUUACAUGGAUAGGUGUCAGGGAAUGAUCGAUUACUAUGCGGAACAGAAUGCCCCGCUCAACCUACAAACCGCUGUCUUCGUCGACGCGGAAUACGCUGCGAACGCUGACAUUACGUUUACUACGUCCAUCACGCCUGGCGCCAACACGGACGGGAUCCUCCUCGCCUCAUCAGCCACGACGACUAGCUAUCGAUCCUGGUCGAAAAGGAAAGCUUCACCGUCUGCCAAUGCUAACAUCAAGGCAGGAGCGGUCGUGGCCGUAGGGAAAAGUGCCGACGUCGUAGCGGCAUUGAGCUCAGGUGAUAUUGCUAAAGCUUUUGUGACGCAACCAUACGCAACAGGAUUCUACGCCACCUAUCACCUUGCAAUUCAGAUGAACACCGGCAUCACGGGCUUGAAGAGUUGGUACCUCAAGACAGGCCCGUUGGAACGCACCUAUGGCUGCCCACGUGGGUACGUUCUCAUGCCCGACAAGCCACUUUACGGCAAUCAACCAAACAGCAGCUUCUUGGCUUUCGGCGCGUUGUGCUCGGCGUGUCCUCAACACACCUACACGCGAAUGGACGACGACCCGCAUGGGUGUAUCCCGUGUAAUACGGGGUACUAUAACAAUCAUACGGCAAGUUGGGGGUGUGGAAGCGGGGAUGAUGGAUACGGGAAGUUACACUAUCCAGACCAGUGUCCGACAAUUGCCGAGAUGAUCGUCACAAGGUUUACGGCCACCAGCAAAGGAUUGAUGGGAAUAGGGAUCGCAGGCGCUAUCGUUUCUGCUUCAAUGGGUGUGCUCCUCAUUGUAUUCAGAAACGCUCCUCGCAUCAAGAGCGGGGGCGCGUACUUCUCGGCGCUAAUUACGUUUGGAUCAGCGGUUGGGUGUUUGUCUAUUGUAACAUUCGCCGCUGAACCGUCAACGCCAAUGUGCACCACGACCGUUUGGCUGCUAGGCAUGAGCGUUUCCACAGUGUUGAGCAACCUAAUCAUCAAAAACUAUCGAAUCUACAAGAUCUUUUUCAACCGGAGGGCUGCCAGAGUUUCGGAAGGCAAUUUCAAGGUGUUCAUGCAGGCGGCUGGUCUUACGUCAGUUACGAUGUUGAUACUGAUCGUAUGGACCAUCGUCAGCGCCCCAACAGCAAUGCUUGUCUCAGCCGGAAGCAACAAUUACUACGUCUGUUCAUCCUCCUCGCCGGGCCAAGGGAUCUUCAGUGGUCUGCUCUUCGGGUGGAAUGGGAUUCUGAUUGUCUCCGGUCUCGCAGUUGCGUAUCUAACGCGCAACAUUUCAAGCGUGUUUUCCGAGUCCAAAAACAUCGCCCUUGGUAUCUACAAUAUUCUCGUCAUGUCGCUCAUUGCCGUAGGUGCUGGCUAUCUCGCUGGGGAUGCCGUUAACUUCAAUUUCAAGCUUGUUCUCGUGUCCAUCUGCAUCUUGGUUGGGUCGCUGGCGGCGCCAGGCUUGUUAUUCGGGAAGCGGAUAUAUGAGACUAUUAUGGCGAAAGCUGACAACAUGCCCGAUGAAGAGUCAAGCUCUGGCGAUGGGGGAGGCAUGAAGUCGAUGAUUGGCGCUGCGGGUUCGAGGAAGAAAAGCGUCGCGGGGGCAGUUUUGGAGUUUGAGAAAGCGACUGUGCUUGAGCUACCGGACUGCUCAGUCCUGCAGAGCGGAUUGGUUGCGGCUUGGGCCAAGAAGACGGCUUACUUUGUCACAAUCGGCACUCGGUCAAUGGCUUGGCUGGUGGAUACAAACAUGGGCAAUGCGAGCGGAGCUGCGGAUGUAAGGGGUAACGACCUCGAAAGGUUAGGUGACAUUAAUCGCUAAUGGGAACCCGUCAUCUUCAGGCGGCAAAGUCGAUCAAUAUAGAUCUCGCGAACUACACAGCAAAAGCCGAUGCCGAGGUUGGCACGGUGAUGUUUACUCACAAGACCAAGAAAAACAAGCGAGCGUCGGACUACAGCUUCACUCUCCAGAUGGAAGAUCAGCAGUUCCUCAAAGUUUCCGCAAAAUAUUGUGGAGGUGGAGGCUUUCAUCGGGAAAGCCAGGUGAGGCAGCAAAGCCCGAUAAACACCGGCGGUGGUACGCGCAGAGGCGGGGCCAUAUCCAGUGCUGUGAUGGGAAUGUAAAGAUUGUCCAAUAUGAUUUCAACUUUCGUUUUUGUCGGGUGUUUGCUGUCACUCUGAUGGGAUCAAUCCGGACGAACUGUCGAGUCGAGGGGAACCGCGGCUCGUCCUAUACGG